Molecule: messenger RNA, 1788 nt
Organism: Parnassius mnemosyne (clouded apollo)
Lineage: Eukaryota; Metazoa; Arthropoda; Insecta; Lepidoptera; Papilionidae
Source: the annotation of a GenBank genome assembly
AUGAGUAGUAAGUCACGUGCGUGGGAUUACUUCAAAAAGACUAAUGAAAAGUUUGCCAAGUGUUCUUUGUGUAAAAGAGAGUUUAAACUAAGUGGAAAUACUACGAACUUGAUCGAUCAUAUGAAGAGAAAACAUAAUGAGGUAUGGAUGUGGUCAUCCACUGUUUCUGUUACUCAAGACGUAGAUACCACUGAGCAAAAUGAGAAAAUGGGCCCAAGCCCUAAAAAGAGAAAUACGCUAAAAAAUUAUUUUGAUAGAAGUAGUAAAUAUCCAGAUGGGAAAACAAAGCAAAAUUUGGAUAACAAAUACGUGCGCAUGAUUGCUGUUGACAUGGAACCUUUGCGAAAAGGAGAACAUGAAGGAUUUCGGGAUUUUGUAAAUGCUCUCGAUAGUAGAUAUGAAAUUCCUGAUACAACAAUAUUGAAAAAGAAAUUACUGCCGGAAUAUUAUGAAAACGUGAAACAGAAGCUCGUCAUAGCAUUAUCGAAAGCAGAACAUGUUAGUGUGACUACUGACUUAUGGACAUCAAUUGCAAAUGAAGGCAUCCUUUCAGUUACUUGUCAUUUCUUUCACAACGAAAAAUUAAUUGCACCAUUAUUGGAAGUUGUGAAGAUGGAAGGAAGUCAUAACGCAGAAAAUAUAGCCAGUAUGUUGGAUGCUACUCUCUCAAAAUGGGAUAUCAGGUCAAAAUGUGAAGCAAUAACGACUGAUAACGCUCAAACAAUGAUUAACGCCGCAGCCAAACUGCAUAUACGACAUAUACCCUGCUUUGCGCACACACUAAACCUGAUGGUAAGUGAUUUGUUUGCUGUGACCUGCUUAGACCAGAUUCUGAAAAAAUGUAAAUCGAUUGUGACUUUUUUCAAGAUGAGUACUCUAGCUAGCGAUAAAUUACGGGCUAUUCAACGUGAAUUAAAUAAACCAGAACUGAAAGUGAUCCAGGAAGUACCCACCCGCUGGAACAGUGCAUACCACAUGCUGCAAAGAAUUGUUACAAUGAAGACAGAAUUAACUCUCGCACUUAAUGAAUGUAAUCGGGCUCCACCAGGAGUCAAUGCUGACGAAUACCUAAUUAUUCAAGAAACAAUUCAAAUUCUGGCACCUUUCGAUCUAGCUACAACAAAAAUUUCCGGAGAAAGCUAUAUAACAUUGUCACUGAUAAUACCAUUGAUUCGUGGAAUAAAAACGAAAUUAGUAGAAGUUGAAUCUCAAAUUGUUACUGAAAGCGGAAACAAAAUAUUACUCUGCAUGAAGGGAUCAGUUGACAAAAGACUAAGUCCCUAUGAAAGCAGGACACCUGUUGUACUUGCUACAAUAUUGGACCCCAGAUUUAAGAAGAAGGGGUUCAAAACAAGUGACGACGAGAAGCGAGCUGGUCAGUGGCUGGAAAAGGCCUAUGCUAGCCAUUUAACUAAAGAACGCUUGGCUGUAGAAGAAACGCAACCAACACCAUCCACGUCUUCAGGAACAUCUAAUGACCUGUUGGGAUUUCUAGACGUUCCGGACGUAUCGACCCCGUUGAGUAACUCAUUGGUAGAUGUCAGGCAAUAUCUCGAGAAGCCAGUAAUUGACAGAAAAGAGUGUCCUAUAACAUACUGGAAAUACACCAACAAUAAAUUGAAGGAAUUAGCGAUGCUCUAUCUCUGUAUUCCAGCAUCUUCUGUGCCUUCAGAACGAAUAUUUUCGAAGGCCGGACAAAUUUUAACCGAACGCAGAAAUAGGUUAAAAGAAAAAAGAUUAAAUGAAUUGUUGUUUAUAAAACAAAAUAGCUGUUAUUUUAAUGAUUGA